AUGUCUCCUCCAGCAGCUAUCUUUGAGUCUUCUCCUGUCUCGACCACUACCACUGGUCUGAAGGACAAGUUGACUCCUGAGAUGCUCUCAUUCAUCACCCAAGGUCAGCAGACUAGGCUCUUGGAUGAAUUCGCUGGAAAGUGGGACAGCUUCAAGUUUGCUCCUAUCCGGGAGAGCCAGGUGUCUCGUGCUAUGACUCGUCGCUACUUCAAUGACCUCGACAAGUAUGCCGAGAGCGACAUUGUCAUCGUCGGUGCUGGCUCUUGUGGUCUUAGCACUGCUUAUGUUCUCGGAAAGGCUCGCCCGGACUUGAAGAUUGCUAUCGUUGAGGCCAAUGUUUCUCCUGGUGGUGGUGCCUGGCUCGGCGGUCAGCUUUUCUCUGCCAUGGUCAUGCGUAAGCCCGCAGACGUCUUUCUCAACGACCUCGGCGUCCCCUUCGAGGAAGAUGCGACCAACCCCAACUACGUCGUGGUGAAACACGCCGCCCUCUUCACUUCCACCUUGCUAUCCAAAGUCCUCUCUUUCCCCAACAUCAAACUCUUCAACGCCACCAGUGUCGAGGACCUGAUCACCCGUCCCGGCCAAAACGGCAUCGAAGAUGUCCGCAUUGCCGGUGUCGUCACUAACUGGACCUUGGUCACCAUGCACCAUGACGACCAGUCCUGCAUGGACCCGAAUACCAUCAAUGCCCCUCUUGUCAUCAGCACAACUGGUCACGACGGCCCAUUCGGUGCCUUCUGUGCCAAGCGUCUUGUCUCCAUGACCGCUAUUGAGAAGCUCGGCGGUAUGCGUGGUUUGGACAUGAAUGCUGCUGAAGAUGCGAUUGUCAAGAACACUCGUGAAGUCACCAAGGGUCUUAUCAUUGGUGGUAUGGAGCUGUCUGAGAUUGAUGGAUUCAACCGUAUGGGUCCUACCUUUGGCGCUAUGGUGCUUAGUGGUGUCAAAGCCGCUGAGGAGGCUUUGAAGGUGAUUGAGGACCGCAAGCGCGAAUGUGCUGAGUAA
This is a messenger RNA of Talaromyces stipitatus ATCC 10500, 1002 nucleotides long. Its product is annotated as thiazole biosynthesis enzyme. Gene Ontology annotation, biological process: thiamine biosynthetic process. Lineage: Eukaryota; Fungi; Ascomycota; Eurotiomycetes; Eurotiales; Trichocomaceae. Bases 1 to 1002 code for a protein of 333 amino acids. The record is from RefSeq and is a predicted model, not a curated record. The transcript has 2 exons.